This is a messenger RNA of Meloidogyne enterolobii, 553 nucleotides long. NCBI's taxonomy places the organism in Eukaryota, Metazoa, Nematoda, Chromadorea, Rhabditida, Meloidogynidae. The record is from the annotation of a GenBank genome assembly.
AUGGAUAAUUUUUGUGUUUGUAAUAAAAAAGGAGAUUGUUACACGCCCGUUAAAAAUAAUACACCAACUUAUGUUGAAUUGGCGCCUUAUUGUGAUCCAUAUGAAGGUCCAAAUGUUUAUAUGGAACUUUAUAAAGGUGAACUUAAUUUGGAAAGCGACAAAACAAAAUUAUAUAAACAAAAAUUUAACGAUGGUCCCUUUGGUUGUGGUUCUGAAUAUAUGAAAAUUUCUGCGGUUAGCUGCAAUGGAUGUUCAAAAAUUGGACAAGCAGUUCGUGAAAAAACAUGUAAAGGGGAGUAUGUUCCGAAUAAAUUGGACGCACAAAAUAUUCGAGAUAUUUUAUUUGGCAUAAAAGGAACAACAAUUAAUCCAUAAAAACUAAAAGAAAAGGAUGUGACAAUUUCGCUGUGACAAUUUCGGGAUGUGAUAAUUUCGCCUUUCUUUUUUUUAUUGACUUCACCUCUUUUUUAAAUUCGGUUUUGGUAGACCUCUGCUACAUAUUACCCACUCCCCCUAUCUAUUUUAUUUUCCUCGUAAAGCAAAAUCUUUUAUC